UCGGCUGCUGUGCAGAGUUGAGUUCUGUUUCAGCUUGCAUUACUCUGCGGCGGUAAUCAGUGGCUGCUUUUCUCCGGUCCAGGCGGCUUGUCGAAUUGCUUGAUCUUUGUAGCAUUUGCAUAGAUGGCGGUGCAGUGUGUAACCAAGGUGGAGCUGUCGAUUUCAUGUCAAAAUCUGAUUGACAAAGAUGUGGGGUCAAAGUCAGACCCGCUGUGCGUGCUAUUGCAGAGCACAGGAGAAGACAAGUGGGUCGAGCUGGACCGAACUGAGAAAGUGAAGAACUGCCAGAGUCCUGAGUUCUCGAAGAAGCUGCGGGUGGAUUAUUUCUUUGAGAAGGUGCAGAAGCUCAAGUUUGGAGUCUAUGACAUAGACAACAGCUCUGUGGACCUGGGUGACGAUGACUAUCUGGGAGGAUUUGAGUGUACACUUGGGCAGAUUGUGUCCAGUCGGAAGCUCAUCAGGCCGCUGGAGUUGAAGAAAGGAAAGCCUGCCGGUAAAGGCAUGAUCACUAUUGGUGCAGAAGAGAUCAGCGAUAACAGGGCAAUUGUUCUGGAAGUGGAAGCUCGAAGCCUGGAUAAGAAGGACCUUUUUGGCAAAUCUGAUCCAUUCCUGGAGUUUUCUAAGCAGGGGGAAGAUGGCAAGUGGCAACUGGUUCACAGAACAGAGGUGAUCAAAAACAACCUGAAUCCUUCCUGGAAAAAGUUCUCAGUCUCUCUUCAAACAUUCUGCAAUAGUGACUUGAACAAACCAAUUAAGGUCAGUUGCAUUGAUUAUGAUAGCGAUGGAUCUCAUGACCUGAUUGGCAAUUUUGAAACUAAUGCAGCAGAACUGCAGAAAGCAAGCCUUGGCUCACCGGUUGAGUAUGACUGCAUUCACCCAGAGAAGAAACAGAAGAAAAAAAGUUACAAAAACUCUGGAGUUGUGAAGAUAAAGUCUUGUAUGAUUGAAACUGAGUAUUCGUUCCUGGAUUACGUCAUGGGAGGGUGCCAAAUUAACUUCACGGUUGGUAUUGACUUCACCGGGUCCAAUGGGGAUCCCAGAUCCCCAGAUUCCCUGCACUACAUGAGUCCCAGUGGGAUGAACCAGUACCUCACAGCACUCUGGGCUGUGGGACAGGUGAUUCAAGAUUAUGACACAGAUAAACUGUUCCCUGCCUUUGGGUUUGGAGCCUGUGUUCCACCGGACUCUAAGGUGUCUCAUGAAUUUCCACUCAACUUCAACCCCAGCAGCCCUUACUGCCAAGGCAUAACUGGUGUCGUGGAAGCCUAUCGUGCAGCUUUACCCCAAGUGAAGCUGUACGGACCAACCAACUUCUCCCCCAUCAUAAACCACGUAGCCAGGAUUGCGUCUGGAGGAGCACAGCAGAACACAGCAGGUCAAUAUUUUGUUUUGUUGAUCAUCACUGACGGGGAGAUCACCGACCUGGACCAGACCAGACAAGCCAUUGUGAACUGCUCCAAGCUGCCCAUGUCCAUCAUCAUCAUUGGGGUGGGAGAGGCGGAUUUCAAAGCCAUGGAGUUCUUGGACGGAGACAACGGUGUUUUGAAAUCUCUGACUGGAGAGAGUGCUGCCAGGGAUAUUGUGCAGUUUGUACCUUUCAGAGAUUUCAUGAAGGCCCCUAAGGAAGCCCUUGCCCAGUCUGUGUUGGCUGAGGUGCCCAGCCAGGUUGUUUCCUACUUCAAGAUGCGCCGGCUGGCUCCAGUGCAGCCCCCGAAGCCUCAGGCGAAGGUGACCCCCUGAACCAGAGGAGCAGGACCUUUCCUUUCAGCUCUGCCUCCUCGCUGGAGCGCCUGUGUGAAAGGGAGGGGCUGCACUGCCCUGUUAGACCUAAUCUCAUUCCGGAAGUUGCCACUUAUUUUUUUGAUAUUUUUGUUUAGUUUAAGAAAAAAAAAAAGUACUACUUUUAAAAUUGUAAUUGUAUUAUAACAAAGAUUAAGCCAAUAUAACAGAAUAGGUCAGUAAUGUGAGUAUUACAGUCCUAGAAAAAUGCAUUUUGGAGUUUCAACGAAAGAAUGCCAGUCCUUAUUUUAUUAACAAAGACAUGUGUUUACAAUAUAAAUUUCUGUCUUGUAUUCAUGUUUUUGUGUUUUUUUCAUGGAACUUCUAAUAGAAAGGACUAUCAGCUUAGCGUGCACUGUAAACAAUUGCACUUCCAAGCUUUUCCUGCUUUUUUUAAUGUAUGUAAACUAUUUGCAGUGAUGCCAGUAUCUGCAAACUGUAUAUUCUGCACCUGCUUAUAGUGUUCAUACUUUUUCUUUAAACUGCAGUGUGACAAUGUAUGCAAGUUAUUUGCACUUCUCUAUAAGGGAUCUUGUACCAAAGUGAACUGUUAAGCCUUACUGCAAUUCCAUAGGUCAGGGUUCACUGAAACGCAAUUUCAGAGUUCCCGUCCUGGCGGUCCGUCACAUGCUCUUGCAGGUGAAACUGUGUUUUAUUGUAGCCUGUGCAUGUGAAGUGUGGCUUUGGCUGCAAAAUCAUGUUAAAAUAAAAUAAAAACCUUUAUUACUGAAUGCAUGCUUAUGAUCUGGGUGUCAGCAACCUCUGCAUUGUGUUUGUACCACUUGAGACUCUUUGCAGUCCAUUUAUUCAGCACUUGUCAGGUCCAAUUUAUUUUCACACGCGCU
Messenger RNA from Polyodon spathula (Mississippi paddlefish), 2624 nucleotides. RefSeq names its product copine I (gene cpne1). Bases 124 to 1740 code for a protein of 538 amino acids. The transcript is spliced from 16 exons. NCBI's taxonomy places the organism in Eukaryota, Metazoa, Chordata, Actinopteri, Acipenseriformes, Polyodontidae. Gene Ontology annotation, biological process: cellular response to calcium ion; positive regulation of tumor necrosis factor-mediated signaling pathway; regulation of canonical NF-kappaB signal transduction. Gene Ontology annotation, molecular function: calcium-dependent phospholipid binding. Gene Ontology annotation, cellular component: plasma membrane. The record is from RefSeq and is a predicted model, not a curated record.